Messenger RNA from Penicillium expansum, 1896 nucleotides. RefSeq names its product Major facilitator superfamily domain, general substrate transporter. The record is from RefSeq and is a predicted model, not a curated record. The transcript is spliced from 2 exons. Gene Ontology annotation, biological process: transmembrane transport; oligopeptide transport. Bases 1 to 1896 code for a protein of 631 amino acids. Gene Ontology annotation, cellular component: membrane. NCBI's taxonomy places the organism in Eukaryota, Fungi, Ascomycota, Eurotiomycetes, Eurotiales, Aspergillaceae. Gene Ontology annotation, molecular function: dipeptide transmembrane transporter activity.
AUGGCGGCUCAAGGCACAGGCCUAGGCUCGGACUCGCUCGCUAUCCAUGAUGUCGAGCCCACUAUGCCAAGUAACCUAGUUACCAAUGUGAAGGCUCAGCAAAGUAUCAUCCCUGAGUCGUACGACCUUGGCGCGCGUGAUGAGAACCCAACCACUGAUGAACUUCAUGGUCCCAACGCCUUGCGUCGCAUCUCAGCUCCGAUUCCCUGGGUCGUCUACACCGUUGCAUUCGUUGAACUGUGCGAGCGUUUCUCCUACUACGGAACACAGGUCCUCUACUCCAACUUUGUGAACCACGCACUUCCCCUUCCUGCCCCGAAUGGCCCUCCCGGAUCAAACCACGCUACUGGAGCCGGUGGCCCUAGCUCCCAGGGUGUAUCUGGUGCUUUGGGCAAGGGUGUUGAAACUGCCAGUGCCAUCAACACCUUCAACACCUUCUGGUGCUACUGCCUUCCUCUGGUGAGUGCCUACAUCGCCGAUGAGUACUGGGGACGAUACAAGACCAUCUCCUGGUCUAUUGGGGCCGCCAUUCUAGGUCAUAUCAUUCUAGUUGUCUCUGCCAUUCCCCCGGUGAUCACAAACACAGAUGCUUCCUUUGCUGUGUUCGUUCUGGGUGUGAUAAUCAUGGGCUUGGGUACUGGUGGCUUCAAGCCCAACAUAUCCGCCCUGGUUGUCGAGCAGAUACCUACUGUCAAUCUCAAGGUGCGUACCCUUGAAACUGGUGAGCGUGUCGUCAUCGACCCGACUAUCACCCAGAGCCGUAUCUACCACUACUUCUACAUGUUCAUCAACAUCGGCGCAUUGAUGGGUCAGAUCGGCAUGGCAUAUGCGGAGAAGUAUAUCGGUUUCUGGUUGGCCUUCCUGCUGCCCACCAUCAUGUUCCUGACUACUCCAUUCAUUAUGUUGUGGGGUCGUAAGCGCUAUCGCCAGUCUCCCCCCGCAGGCUCGGUGACUUACAAGGCCAUCAAGACAUUCUUCUUCUGUAUGCGAGGCCGCUGGCACUACAACCCAUACAUCUUCUGGAAGCGAACGCACGAUGGCACUCUCUGGGACACCGCGAAGCCUUCUAACAUAGAGCCCCGAUUCCGGCCCAAGUGGAUGACCUUUGACGAUGCAUGGGUGGAUGAAGUUCGCCGUGGAUUUGCCGCUUGUGCUGUCUUUUGCUAUUUCCCGGUCUACUGGUUAGCCUACAACCAAUUGACAAACAACCUCACCGCACAGGCCGGCACGAUGACCUUGAAGGGCGUUCCAAACGACGUUGUGAACAAUCUUGACCCCUUGGCGCUACUCAUCUUCGUCCCGCUCUGUGACACAUUCCUUUACCCCGGGUUGCGCAAAAUGGGUAUCCAAUUCACGGCCAUCAGAAAGAUCACCCUUGGUUUCUUACUGGCGUCUCUCUCCAUGAUCUGGGCUGCUGUCAUCCAGUACUACAUCUACAAAACUUCGCCCUGCGGCUACCGAGCUAACAAUUGCUAUACCGACGAUGGCAGCGUUAACCCGUCUCCUAUCAUUGUCUGGGCUCAGACUGGUUCAUACAUCCUGGUUGCGAUAUCGGAGAUCUUUGCCAUCAUCACCUCGAUGGAGUAUGCCUACUCGAAGGCGCCUCGCAAUAUGCGUUCCCUCAUCCAGGCUAUCAAUAUGUUCACCAACGCCAUCUCCGCCGCCCUCGCCGAGGCUUUGAUCACGCUUUCCAGGGACCCUCUGUUGAUCUGGAAUUAUGCGGUCUUUGCUAUCUUGACCUUUGUCGGUGGAACCAUCUUCAUUAUCCAGUUCUGGGAUCUAGACAAGGAGGAGGAUGAGUUGAACAACUUGCCCGAGGGUCAUGUGCAGGCUAACGAGAACGUGGAGGACCAGGCAGUGGUUGAACAUGCCGAGAUUGGCGCUAGUCGUGGCUGA